CGGUCACGAGCGAGGGGGCUCCUCCCCCGGGCGGCCUGCCUCCGGGCGCUUGCGGAGCAAUGACGGAGCCGGACCGGCGGGAGCCGCGCCCCUUCUGACCUCACCUGCGCCGGUCCGUCCGGCCCCGUCCGAGCGGCCGCCGCUUCUCGGCGGCGAAGUUCCGGCCCAGCCAUGGCGGCCGCGCCCUCCGCCGCCGCAGAGCCGCCGGCGAAGCCGCUGCAGGGCGCCAUGAAGCUGGCCAAGGCCGCCCUGGAGCUGGACGCCGGAGACCGGCCGCGGGAAGCCUACGUGGAAUACCUGAGGAGCAUCAGCCACAUCGCCCAGGUUCUGCUGGAAGAGGCGGCAGCCACGACUGGGGAUGAAAAUGACCUGGCGCCCGACACUCCCAAGAUGCUCAAGGUAGCAGAACAGUGCCUGGAGAGAGCCAAGAGCAGCGUUUCUAAAAUAGGAAAGGCCAAGGCCAAGGCCAAGCUGGUGGGGAAGAAGGUGGGCCCUGCUCCGGUUUCUCGGCACCGCAGAGUCUCCUCCGAUGAAGGCAGGAAGCUGUCCCCUUUCCUGCCUCCUGAGAUGUUCCAAAAGCUGCAGAUCACCCAAGUGCAGAGCCCCAGGAACAGAGAGCUGAGCCCCCUGGAAGAGGCGUCCCUGCAAAACCAGAAGCUGAGAGCUACCUACGAGGCCCGGCUGGCCCGGCUGAACCCCAGCCAGGCGGUGCAGAAGACCUCUCUGACACUUUCUCUGCAGCGUCAGAUGAUGGAGAAUUUGGUGAUUGCAAAAGCCCGGGAAGAGGCCCUCCAGAGAAAGAUGGAGGAGCAUCGGCUGCGGCUGCAGGAAGCUGCCAACAGGAGGUUCUCCAGCAAUGCGGUGCUGACCCCGGAAGAGCAGGAGCAGCGCGCCAUCUACGCGGCCAUCCUGGAGUAUGAGCAGGACCACGACUGGCCCAGGUUGUGGAAGGCCCAGCUGAAAGAGCACCCUGGCGAUCUGUCCUUGGUGCCAAAGCUUCUCUCGCACCUGCUCAGCUUUGCGGAUCACCCCAUCUGUCAGUUGCUGAAGAAGCUGCAGUGCUCGGCCUACAACCGCCUUUAUCCUCUCCUCAGCCAAAGCAGGACAGGCGCCUCGCGCGGUUGGUCCCUCUCCUCCUCGCUGGACGCCGAGGCCUUCCUGCCAUCAGCCCCCGAGGGACGGAGGCUGCGCUCGUCCCAAAGCCUGCACUCCAUGUUUUCUGUCCAGGAACACAAUAAGCUGAACCUCCGUCACAGCAUCUCUGGCACUCCCUUCAUCGAGGACCAGAGCCUGUCGCCUCCCCCCCCAGAAGGAUGUGGCUCCCUCCCGCUGGCUGACCGGGAGAGCUCCUUCGAGGACCUGGAGCAGUUUCUGUCAGCUGCUGAGGCCUGGCCAGAAGGGCCCCUGCGAAGCCCCCUGGCUGGGAAGAAGGGCUCCCGGCAGGAGGCCCUCAAGGCAGUCGUGAAGGACAUCCACAACGCCAUCGACCGACUGCUGUCCCUGGCGCUGCUGGCUUUCGAAGGCCUCAACACGGUGGCUGCCAAGGAUCAGUGCCUGGCGCAGCUGGAGGAAGCCUUCUUUGGCCCACUCUGGGGGCCCCUCUUGACGGUCUACAGGACUGUCUACCGGGCCCAGGAAGAGGCUCUGUCCAGGAGCAUGGAGCUGCGCCAGAAGGCCUCUCCCACGGAGAUGGGCAUCCCUUCCAAGCUGCUGCCCAAGGCAGGAGGGGCUGCCCCCUACGCCGCGGCCGUGCAGGAGCUGCUCCUCCUCCCUCUCAGCAGCUGCCCGCAGAAGAAGCUGGAGUGCAUCGUGAGGACCUUGCGCGUCAUCUGUGAAUGUGCGGAGGAAUACUGUGGGAGCCGACUCCAACCGGCAUCCGCCGCUAUCGGGGCCGACGACCUCUUGCCCAUCCUGUCCUUCGUGGUCCUCCAGAGCCGCUCGCCUCAGCUGGUCUCCGAGUGUGCCGCCCUGGAAGAGUUCAUCCAUGAAGGGUCCCUGAUUGGGGAAGAGGGCUACUGCCUGACCUCCCUGCAGAGCGCCCUCUCCUACGUCCAGAGCCUGCAGGGGGCCCCCGUGUUCCGGAAGUAGCAGAGCUGCUGGGGGGGGGCUGCCCCCCCCGCCUCACUUAGGAUCCCUCCCGGCUGGCUGCUCCCCAGGGAUGCUUUCUGGAGGACUGCCAAAGGGAAACCGAGCAGCCGCACCAGGCGCCCCUCCCAGGGCUACUAUUGCACAAUACUUGGCGUGUGUGUGUGUGUGUGUGUGUGUGUGUAUGUGUGUGUGUGUAGGCAAACUUUGGUGUUAACCCAGCAUUGACCAGCCUCUGC
Molecule: messenger RNA, 2324 nt
Organism: Notechis scutatus (mainland tiger snake)
Lineage: Eukaryota; Metazoa; Chordata; Lepidosauria; Squamata; Elapidae
Gene: VPS9D1
Product: VPS9 domain containing 1
Biological process (GO): vesicle-mediated transport
Cellular component (GO): endocytic vesicle; cytosol
Molecular function (GO): guanyl-nucleotide exchange factor activity; small GTPase binding
Source: RefSeq, a predicted model, not a curated record